GUUGAACAAUAAUUUUUUGGUAUUAUAAAAAAGAAAAUAGCUAUGGGUUCAUCAAAGAUUUCAGCAAUGUUGUUCAUUUGUAUGAUUUUCAUGUCAAUGUGCUUGUUACCACCAGCUUAUGCUUCAUAUGGUCAAUGCCCAUGUACUCCUCCUUAUCAACGACCUAGUCCACCUGGAGGUGCUCCGCACCCGCCACAUCAUCACCCUCAUCCACCUAAGUCUCCCAGUAGGCCCCGCCCUCCACCAUCGACUCCACGUCCACACCCACCGACCACCAAACCGCCACCUCAUCAUGGUGGACCACCUCCUAGGGUUUUGCCACCUAUCGUCUUUCCGCCACCUGUCAUAUCACCUCCAAUCACUCGCCCGCCACCUGGCAUUUUACCGCCUAUUGUCAAUCCACCUGGCAUUAUUCCGCCAAUCACACGGCCACCUGGCAUUAUUCCACCAAUCAUAAACCCUCCCGGUAAUUUCCCACCAAUAACAAAUCCUCCUGGAGGUGGAGGAGGAUUCCCGCCACCAUCUGGUGGUGGUGGUGGCGGAUAUCCUCCUUACACACCUCCUGGUGGAGGUGCACCACCUGGCGGAGGCGGAGGUGGAGGCAUACCAGGUAUUGUUCCACCUCCACCCGCCACGUGUCCUAUAGAUGCAUUGAAACUUGGGCUUUGUCUUGAUGUACUUGGAGGAUUAGUGCAUAUUGGGAUAGGAAAUCCAGUGGAACAUAUAUGUUGCCCAGUAUUACAAGGAUUGCUAGAGCUAGAAGCUGCUAUUUGUCUAUGCACAACUAUAAGGCUUAAACUUCUAAACCUUAAUAUUUUCCUUCCUCUUGCACUUUCAGUUCUUGCAACAUGUGGUUUAACUCCUCCUCCUGGUUUUGUUUGUCCUCCUCUUGUUUGAAUUACUAGGUUUUUUUAAAUUAUGUUUGGUCUUUUGUUUGUAAUAUUUUGUAAGGUACG
Molecule: messenger RNA, 956 nt
Organism: Solanum verrucosum
Lineage: Eukaryota; Viridiplantae; Streptophyta; Magnoliopsida; Solanales; Solanaceae
Product: 36.4 kDa proline-rich protein
Exons: 1
Coding region: 43-897 (284 amino acids)
Source: RefSeq, a predicted model, not a curated record